Molecule: messenger RNA, 2388 nt
Organism: Oryza brachyantha (malo sina)
Lineage: Eukaryota; Viridiplantae; Streptophyta; Magnoliopsida; Poales; Poaceae
Product: putative receptor-like protein kinase At4g00960
Exons: 7
Coding region: 8-2164 (718 amino acids)
Biological process (GO): protein phosphorylation
Molecular function (GO): ATP binding; protein kinase activity
Source: RefSeq, a predicted model, not a curated record
AGUUCCCAUGCAUUUCUAUAUAACAGAGAGCAGGAAGACGCAGAGGGCAAACUGGAUUCGACUAUAUACAAUGCACGCCAUGGAUGCAGCUUACGUGCUCCUCGUCGUCCUAGUAGUCAUUUGCUCGACGCCGACGCCGCCGCCGUGCCUCGCCGCCGGCGCCACAGACGCCGAGCUCACGACAUGGAAGUGCAACAACCGCACGUCGUACGCGCCCAACGACACCUACCAGUCCAACGUCCGCGCCCUCAUCGCGUCCCUCGCCGCCAACGCCUCCCGCUCCGUAGGCUUCGCGAACGGCAGCUUCGGUGGCGGCGGCGGGCGGGACACGGCGUGGGGUGUCGCGCUCUGCCGCGGCGACACCAACGGCACGGCCUGCGCGUCCUGCCUCUCCCUCUCGACGGGCGUGGCGUUCGGGCAGUGCCUGGGCGCGAGGGACGUGUCCGCCUUCUACGACCGCUGCCUCCUCCGCUUCUCCGACGAGGACUUCCUGUCGGUGCCGGACAACACGCAGGUGCAGUUAAGCGGCUCCAGCAAGGACAGCGUCACCGGCGGGAGCCGGGAGGUGGAGCGGUUUGGGUCGCUCGUGGCCUACCUCCUCGGCGCGCUGUCCGACCUGGCGGCGUUCAACACGACGUCCAGGUACGCCGUCGGGGUGGUGAGCUCGGACGAGGGGUUCCUGGCGACGACGAAGGAGGUCGUCCACGGCAUCAACGGGAUGGUGCAGUGCACGCCGGAGCAGGCGUCGGCGGCUUGCCGGGGGUGCCUGCAGGGGCUCAUGUACGGGCUGGCGGCGGCGGCGUCGUCCAACGGGAGCAUUGGCGGGCAGAUCAACGCGGUUUGGUGCCGCCUGAGGUACGAGGUGGGGCAGUUCUACGAUGGUAGUCCGAUGCUGAGGCUCGCCGCUCCGCCGCCGACGCCGUCACCCUCGUCUACCGACAAAGCAGGAAACGGGACAAAGGGACGAGGAAAUGCAGCGACGACAACUAUUGCAAUUGUUCUCGGGGUGGUUGUUAUCCUCCUGUCCGUUUUCACUAUCUUUCUUUGGAGAAACAAUACAAAAGCAAGCCGAGAACAAGCCUCAGCAAACGAAGAAGAUGACCAAGUUGGAACGUCGCUUUUGUUUGACUUGGCAACCCUAAGAUGUGCAACUUCUGACUUUGCUGAACAGAACAAGUUGGGACACGGAGGAUUUGGAGCAGUGUACAAGGGUUUGUUGCCGGAUGGACGGGAGAUAGCCGUGAAAAGACUGGACAAGGCCUCGCGACAAGGUCUGAAGGAGUUGAAAAACGAGCUCUUGUUGGUCGUCAAGCUUCGGCAUAACAAUCUUGCAAAGCUCCUUGGCGUUUGCGUAAAUGGACAGGAGAAACUGCUCGUCUACGAAUACCUUCCUAACCGGAGCUUAGACAUAUUUCUUUUUAAACAUCCAGAGGAGCCCCUGAAGAGUGAACCGUUGGACUGGCAUACAAGAUAUAGGAUCAUUUAUGGGGUUGCAAGAGGCUUGUUGUAUCUCCAUGAAGAUUCACAAGCAAAGAUCAUACAUCGUGACCUGAAGGCCAGCAACAUCCUACUAGAUGGCGAUAUGACCCCAAAGAUAUCUGACUUUGGCCUAGCAAGGCUCUUCGACAGCGAUAAGAUGACUACUAUCACUAGCCAAGUUGUGGGAACAUUAGGAUAUAUGGCACCAGAGUAUGCUGUGUUUGGGCACCUGUCAGUCAAGUUAGAUGUCUAUAGCUUCGGAGUGCUAAUCCUAGAGAUCAUCACCGGGAGGAGAAACACUGAUGUGUUUGAAUCAGUACAGGAAGAACCCAGCACAUUGUUGAGCUAUGUGUGGGAUCACUGGUCAAAGGGAACACCAUCAGAGGCCAUGGAUGAAUGGUUGCAACGGCAAGCACCGGUGAUUGAGGUGCUGAAAUGCCUUCACCUGGGGCUUCUCUGCAUCCAAGAGAACCCAGUGGAUCGGCCGACCAUGCUCAAAGUCCUCAUCAUGCUCCAUGGCGAUGCCUCUAGCUUUGAAUCACUGUCCAGGCCUGCAUUCAUCUACCCAUCUAGUGGAAUCGACUCUAGCAGGUCAUGCUCUAGAGACUUAGGUGGACAACAAGUUGUUACUACUGGUCUGGGCUCUAUAAAUAGCAUCUCCGUGUCAGAAUUCCAUCCAAGAUAAGAUAGAAAGGUGUGUCAUAAGGAGAUGAGGGAAUACUAAACUAAGUAAAGUCACACACAUUGCUACACAAUAUAUGUAUGAUGAUAGUUAAAUAUCAGGUACGAAAUAAACUUUCUUUGUAACUGGAUAGUUUGACUUCAUAUGCUCAACACAGUUACAUCUUCUGUAGAUCUUGUAAUACUUGAAAAAUUAAGAUAAUGUAGCUUAAUAAGAGAAGAGAGAUA